GCCCGAGCGGGAUCGGGCCGCCUCACCAAUGCUGCGGGGGCGACACUGAGCGCACCCAGGCUUCCCUCGGCUGGGACCCCGACACCCCGAGUACUGUGCCCGGUCCUGUCGUCUGCAGCCCGGCUCGCCCGGUGUUUGGACAUGGAACGGGCCGCUGCGCCCGCGGCGGGGGACGGCCCCGAUUUGGGGCCGGGGGCGCCGGGCUCUCCCCGGGAGGCGGGGGUGGGGGCGACUGCAGCCCCCGCAGCGGCGGCGGCCCCGGAGCCCAGGAAGCCGCACGGGGUGAAGCGGCAUCACCACAAGCACAACUUGAAGCACCGCUACGAGCUGCAGGAGACCCUGGGCAAAGGCACCUAUGGCAAAGUCAAGAGGGCCACUGAGAGGUUUUCUGGCCGAGUGGUUGCUAUAAAAUCCAUUCGUAAGGACAAAAUUAAGGAUGAACAAGACAUGGUUCACAUCAGACGAGAGAUUGAGAUCAUGUCAUCCCUCAACCAUCCUCAUAUCAUCAGUAUUUAUGAAGUGUUCGAGAACAAAGACAAGAUUGUGAUCAUCAUGGAGUACGCGAGCAAAGGGGAGCUGUACGACUACAUCAGCGAGCGGAGACGGCUCAGCGAGCGGGAGACCAGACACUUCUUCCGGCAGAUCGUCUCUGCCGUGCACUACUGUCACAAGAAUGGUGUGGUCCAUCGGGACUUGAAGCUGGAAAAUAUACUGCUCGAUGACAACUGCAAUAUUAAGAUUGCUGACUUUGGGCUUUCCAACCUGUACCAGAAGGACAAGUUCUUGCAGACGUUUUGCGGGAGCCCGCUCUAUGCAUCUCCUGAGAUCGUCAAUGGGAGACCUUACCGUGGGCCAGAGGUGGACAGCUGGGCCCUGGGCGUGUUGCUUUACACUCUCGUUUAUGGAACGAUGCCCUUCGAUGGUUUCGAUCACAAAAACCUCAUCCGGCAGAUCAGCAGCGGAGAGUACCGGGAGCCCACGCAGCCCUCAGAUGCUCGAGGACUCAUUCGGUGGAUGCUGAUGGUGAACCCUGAUCGCCGGGCCACCGUCGAGGACAUUGCCAACCACUGGUGGGUGAACUGGGGCUACAAGAGCAGUGUCUGUGACUGCGACGCCCUCCACGACUCCGAGUCCCCGCUCCUGGCUCGGAUCAUCGACUGGCACCACCGUUCCACGGGGCUGCAGGCUGACGCCGAAGCCAAAAUUAAGGGCCUGGCCAAACCCGGGGCCUCUGAGGUCAUGCUGGAGCGGCAGCGGUCGCUGAAGAAGUCCAAGAAGGAGAACGACUUUGCCCAGUCCGCCCAGGACUCGGUGCCCGAAAGCCCAUCCAAGGUGAGCUCCAAGAGGCCCAAGGGCAUCCUGAAGAAGCGAAGCAACAGCGAGCAUCGCUCUCACAGCACCGGCUUCAUCGAAGGUGUCGUCGGGCCUGCCUUACCCUCUGCUUUCAAGCUGGAGCAGGACUUGUGCCGGACUGGCGUUCCCCUCCCAAGCUCCCCUGAGGCAGAGGUGCCGGGGAAACUCAGCCCCAAACAGUCGGCCACAAUGCCCAAGAAGGGCAUCUUGAAAAAGACCCAGCAGAGAGAAUCGGGUUACUACUCGUCCCCGGAGCGCAGCGAGUCCUCAGAACUGUUGGACGGUAACGACGUGAUGGGCAGCGGCCUCCCUUCUCCCAGCCCCCCGGACCCAGCCAGGGUGGCUUCCCACAGCCUCUCCUGCCGGAGGAAGGGCAUCCUGAAACACAGCAGCAAGUACUCGGUGGGAGCCACGGACCCGGCCCUCGUCAGCCCUGAAAUGCCCACACUGGAAUCCUUGUCGGAGCCCGGCGUCCCCGCCGAGGGCCUCUCCCGGAGCUACAGCCGUCCUUCCAGCGUCAUCAGCGACGACAGCGUCCUGUCCAGCGACUCUUUUGACUUGCUGGAUAUGCAGGAGAACCGUCCUGCCCGCCAGCGCAUCCGCAGCUGCGUCUCCGCCGAAAACUUCCUCCAGAUCCAGGACUUUGAGGGGCUCCAGAACCGGCCCCGGCCCCAGUACCUGAAGCGGUACCGGAACCGGCUGGCAGACAGCAGCUUCUCCCUCCUCACGGACAUGGACGACGUGACUCAGGUCUACAAGCAAGCGCUGGAGAUCUGCAGCAAGCUCAACUAGCGUGCCAGGGCGCGGGGGCAGCGGGGGGUACGAGGGAGGAAGGGGAACAAGACUGGGGCUCACGGGCUGGUGACCUCUUUGCUGACCAUGAUAAUAGACUGAAAAAGGAUUGGCACCAUCUCGCUUGCAGCCUUGAGCCGGUGCCUAAAAGGGAGAAGUGGGCUCUCUGCCAGUUCAACCCACUGCCAGUCAGAAUUUGGAUCCUAAUUGGCAUUUGCCUUAUGGCACCUCCUAGAGGACCAGCCGUCCAGGGAAGGUGGUGUUGACCAGCACUUGGUGGUGAGGAAGCAUAUGGGAGAGAGAGCAUUUCCCUAGACACUUCUGGAGGAGGGGCAGGAGACACUGGGGCCAUCUGCUUUGGGUUUGCCCAAAGAGCUUGCUCCU
Molecule: messenger RNA, 2529 nt
Organism: Propithecus coquereli (Coquerel's sifaka)
Lineage: Eukaryota; Metazoa; Chordata; Mammalia; Primates; Indriidae
Gene: NUAK1
Product: NUAK family, SNF1-like kinase, 1
Exons: 7
Coding region: 142-2145 (667 amino acids)
Biological process (GO): microtubule cytoskeleton organization; intracellular signal transduction; protein phosphorylation
Cellular component (GO): cytoplasm
Molecular function (GO): protein serine/threonine kinase activity; tau-protein kinase activity; ATP binding
Source: RefSeq, a predicted model, not a curated record